Vicia faba (fava bean) is the source of this 855-nucleotide messenger RNA. NCBI's taxonomy places the organism in Eukaryota, Viridiplantae, Streptophyta, Magnoliopsida, Fabales, Fabaceae. The record is from the annotation of a GenBank genome assembly.
AUGGUAAAACUCAGGCAUUCUCGCGCAGCACUUCGAAAGCCAUCACUCUCAACGUUACGGACAUUGAUCUUCAUCUUGUUUGUGAUCUUCACAAUCGUCAUUCUCAUUCUCUUAACUCUCCGUAUCCCUAAAUUCAACCACCUCAACUCCAUCUCUCCUAGUAACACUCUCAGAACCGAAGAUGAUAGCAAUAAGAGUUGGGUUGAAAUCAUAUCAUGGGAACCCAGAGCCUUUUUCUAUCAUCAUUUUCUGACAAAAGAUGAAUGUGAACAUCUAAUCAACAUAGCCAAGCCUAAUAUGCGUAAGUCACUUGUAGUUGAAUCUGAUAAUAAUGGAACGGCACAUAAUGUCUUAAGCCGUGUACGGACAAGCACCGGAACUUUUCUCAAAAGAGGACAAGAUCAAAUUGUGAGGAAUAUUGAGAAAAGAAUAGCUGAUUUUACCUUCAUACCUGUAGAGCAUGGUGAAGAGCUUCAAAUUCUCCAUUAUGAAGUUGGACAAGAGUAUGUACCUCAUCAUGACUACUUUACAGACGAGUAUAAUCUUUGGAAUGGUGGUAACCGUAUAGCAACAAUGCUGAUGUACCUUUCAGAUGCUGAAGAAGGGGGUGAGACAGUGUUCCCAAAUGCCAAGGCAAAUUUUAGCUCAGUUCCUUGGUGGAAUGAACUUUCUGAUUGUGGAAAAAAAGGACUUUCAAUUAAGCCAAAGAUGGGUGGUGCUAUACUUUUCUGGAGCAUGAAGCCUGAUUCAUCUUUGGAUCCAUCCAGUUUGCAUGGUUCAUGUCCUGUGAUCAAGAGUGAUAAGUGGUCAGCUACCAAAUGGCUGCAUGUUGGUGAAGUCAAAACCUUUUCAUAA